Cottoperca gobio is the source of this 2487-nucleotide messenger RNA. Its product is annotated as interleukin-1 receptor type 1-like. The record is from RefSeq and is a predicted model, not a curated record. The transcript has 13 exons. NCBI's taxonomy places the organism in Eukaryota, Metazoa, Chordata, Actinopteri, Perciformes, Bovichtidae. Gene Ontology annotation, molecular function: interleukin-1 receptor activity. Bases 299 to 1966 code for a protein of 555 amino acids. Gene Ontology annotation, biological process: signal transduction.
GCGGAGUAGAUAUAAACCAAGCAGAGGAGAAGAACAAGACAGAGUCUGACUGAAUCCAUCCAGCCGUCACACUUUUAUGAGACAGGCAAGAUACCAAGAAAAUAAUCUACCAAGCAAUCUAAAACAACAAUCUCACAUUGGCGGCAUGAUGUCCCUUCAGUCGCUCGCCGUCCUCUAACAUCCAGUCUCUAAUAAGACUUUCCUUCGAGACUUAUUUCACAACCUUCAUUCUGUGUGGGUGAGGAGGAGGAGGUCACUCAGAGGCAGUUUCAGGCAGCAGCAUUGUGGUUGAAGAAAAAUGGAUCAUUCCCGGCUUCUCUUCCUCAUCUUCGUGGUGAUAAGGACGUCUGAAGAGACAGCCGAGCCCCAAUGUGUCGACUUGGGCAAAGAGUCUUACAACCUUUCUGAAGGGGAGGCAUUGUAUUUUUUACAUUACGAUCUGGAGAACAACCUUAGUGACGAAGAGAUCACAUGGUUCAAAGAAAACUCCUCGAUUGAGAUCACCACUGACGAAAAUGAGAACGUGCAUUACCACGGUGGAGCCCUCUUUUUCUUAAAUCUUCUCACUGAGCACUCUGGCCUUUACACUGCCCGGCAUAAAGACCCAUCAGGGGAGUGUUACAACUAUUUUUUUAAAGUUGUCGUCUUCAAAGACGGCCCUAUGACGAACAAGAAACUCUUAUACGCAGAUAUCAAAAACUCGGACAUAAGCAAAAGGGUUACAUGUCCACGUCCUGUCGACCACACAUGUAGCGAGUUGAAAGGAAACUUCACCUGGAACAAGGACAACAAGCCCCUUCCAGGUUACCAUGAAGUUGACUUUAGGAUAGAUAAUGCUAAACCAAAAGACAAGGGAAUAUACACUUGCAUUUGUACCUGGACACACAAUAACAAGGAGUACAUGUCGUCAGGAUCCAGGAGACUACAAGUUGACGAUUACCCAAUUUCCAUCCGUGAAAUACAGAUCCUCUCACCAACCAACAAGGAGCAGUUUGCUGAUGAAGGUGUUGGGAUCAAGCUGAACUGCACAGUGUUCUGUGGGACUAAUGUGGAUCGUCACUGCGACGCUGGCUGGCUUGCCAAUGAAAACCCUGUCGACCAGAUCGAUGGAUAUAAUCAAACGUUCAUCCAGGACCCUUCAAAUACCACCAUCAUCACUGCCGUCCUGACGAUUGAACAAGUGUCUGCUCAGGAUUUAAAGACUCAGUUUAAAUGUUUCGGCACAAACUCGUACACAACGGAGUCGGCCAUUUUAACUCUUCAGCAAAGAGAGUCUAUAAUCCCACUGGUCACUGGAGGAUUGUGUGUGUUGUUAAUCUGUGUGUUUGCCGCCGUGCUGAUCAAGUGCUUCGCUAUCGACCUCGCUCUCCUCUUCAGACCCUACUUACCAAUAAGCAAUUACAAGAAAGAUGCGGUGUACGAUGCCUACGUGGUCUACCAAAUGCAGAACGUAGACAAGUUUACGGAGGACAGCCUCUGUCAGUUCAUCACAAACGUUUUGCCCUCUGUCCUUGAGGAAAAGUGUGGAUAUCGACUCUUCAUCCACGGGAGGGACGACAUACCCGGGGAAGACCUGCUGGAGCUGGUAGAGGACCGCAUGCAGCAGAGCAGGAGGCUGAUGGUCAUCCUCACCCCGGGUUCAGGAUCAGGGUCAGAGAGCACAGACCAGCAUCCUGUGUCGCCUCGAAACUCAAUGAUAGGAGGGUUUGACUGGCAGGUGGGGCUCCACCAUGCACUGUUCCAGAGGGAAAUGAGUGUGAUUCUGAUCCAGCUCGGGGACACUGGGCCACAAGGAUACACACACCUUCCUGCUGGACUGCAGCACCUGAUUCUCAAGAGUGCCCCCAUUCAGUGGCCGGAGGGUUCGCGGGGAGCUGCCGCCUGGAACUCACGCUUCUGGAAGAGAGUGCGAUACCUGAUGCCUGCCAGACCUGCCAAAAUAUAUCCACUGUCUGCUAUUAUUUAAAAAUCAUUAUAGAUUAGUUUUGAUCUUCCUGUAAUGACAGAUAUGUAUGUGCAAUUUAAAGGGUCAAAAUGCAAUAGUCCCAUCACACCAUGUGUAUCAUAAUGUGUAAAUUAAUGGUGUUAAUAAGUCGAUGUGUAUUUACUGUAGGUUCAAGGAUCUGUUUCUUCCUCCAUAAAAGUAUUUAAAUGUUAUUUCUUACAUCUCCUCCUGCUGGAUAAAAGACUAAAAGCCUUUUACAUACCGGGGCCGUUUUUUUUUCUCGGAUUAAUUUACACGUGAAUAUUAUGCGACAACGUGUUUUAUUUUCGUAAUGAAGGCAUAGAUCCACUCUUUCCAUUCUUACCUUUCACAAUAAAAGCCCCAGCAAUACUGUAUACUGUUUUACAGUCGAGUAUGUCACAUUCAGUGGUGGGCCGUCAGGGCCAGCAAGGCCUCCUCUGCUGGCCUAAACAUCAUCAGAAUAUAAAUUUAAUUUUUAUAUAUUUUUUCCACAAAUAUGUAUUAAAUUAUUCCCCAUAGUC